CACCCCUGACCGCACCGUGCAACCCGUGCUCUGCUUUGCUCUCACGCGUAGGCUCGCGCUUUCCAACAGCGGCGCACAAUCACACUCAAACGCUUUUAGCGGAUUUUUGUCUCCGGUGCUUCGCCAUGCGCGUCGGCCAUCGCGGAUCUCAACACCUGAACUUUUGGAAAGAGGGGUCCCGGAGCGCGCAGGGUGCUCAGCGCAGGCGACGCGGUUACAACUGACUAUAGAGCGCGCCUGUCCGGCAGUGACUAUGUGAAGUUAUUUGUAUGACAAGAAGAGACCAAGGUUAGGGUCACCAAGCAGGUAGCUGACUCUGUGGGCACGGACAAUGGAAACCUUUAGUGUGUCAGUGAACGCUGUGUCCUACACUGUGUCACCUGAACUCUUUACCACUGAUGAUCCCUUUAAUGGACCCAUCAAGAACAUCGCGCCGUGGAACUUCACCAUCUUGGCCGUUCUCAUGUUUGUGGUCACUUCGCUGUCUUUAACCGAAAAUUUCCUGGUCAUGUUUGUCACUUUCAAAUUUAAACAACUCAGACAGCCACUGAAUUACAUUAUAGUUAAUCUGGCCAUCGCCGACUUUCUAGUCUCCCUCACCGGUGGACUAAUAAGUUUCCUGACUAACGCCAGGGGUUAUUUCUUCCUCGGGAAGUGGGCUUGCGUCUUGGAGGGAUUUGCAGUUACUUUUUUCGGGAUCGUGGCCCUCUGGUCCCUGGCUGUUCUGUCCUUUGAACGGUUCUUUGUGAUCUGUCGGCCACUGGGGAACAUCCGACUGCAAGCGAAGCAUGCGAUCCUUGGUCUGCUGUUCGUUUGGACCUUCUCCUUCGUCUGGACCUUCCCUCCAGUGCUGGGAUGGAACAGAUACACUGUAAGCAAGAUUGGAACCACCUGUGAGCCCGACUGGUAUUCAACCAACAUGACAGAUCACAGCUACAUCCUCACUUUCUUCGUCACCUGUUUCAUUUUGCCUCUUGGAGUGAUAUUCUACUGCUAUGGAAAGCUCCUCCGGAAGCUCAGGAAGGUAUCUCACGGUCGUCUGGCCACUGCCAAGAAACCUGAGCGCCAAGUGACCCGCAUGGUCGUGGUGAUGAUUGUGGCAUUCAUGGUGGGUUGGACACCAUACGCAGCCUUCUCCAUAUUGGUCACAGCCCAUCCAACCAUUGAACUUGAUCCAAGACUGGCUUCUAUCCCAGCCUUCUUCUCCAAGACAGCUGCCGUCUACAAUCCAAUCAUCUAUGUCUUCAUGAACAAACAGUUCAGGAAGUGUCUUAUCCAGCACUUCACCGGCGUGGGGACCAUCCCAGAGAGCAACCUGAAUCAGACCACAGAUCGACCUGGGAUCACUGCCGAGAGUCACACGGGAGAAAUGUCAGCCAUUGCGGCUCACAUCCCCGUGGGCAGCACUACAUCGCCCAGAUCGGACUUCAGAUCUGAUUCUCCCACCGACUGCGGUUCGUUUGCUCAGCUUCCCAUCCCAGAGAACAAAGUGUGCCCAAUGUAACAACACAGUUCACCCCAGUAGGUGUUCUCUUUCCCUGAGAGUACAUAGACACCCUUGUGUAAAAACCCCUCAUCGCCUGCAUUUCAAGGAUAAUUAAGGGUAAAGACAAGACAAGAAAUUUUAUGGUCCAGAGUGUUCUGGCAGAUGUUCAGUAUACGACUGAAAAAGAGACUGAGGGGAAAGAACUGUAGAGACUGAAAUUUCAGAGCUUUACCCUGUAGAUAUCUUGUAAAUAUUUGCUUGCCAUUGCUCCUGUGUCCUGUUAUUCAAGAACGUCUUGGAUGUUCUCUUGACCAUCACCGCACAACAGAGGGCACUUGAUAAUAAUAAUAAAAAAAAGGUACAUCAAAACCCACAAACCUUGACAUCAGUUAGUUGAGGGCUAGCCAGUGUGUUUCAAAUAUCACAAUGCAUCCAGCCUUUCAUCUUGUCCUCGCCUUCUCCUUUGAAGCCCCAUGAUGGUGCCUGCAGAGAAAGUGUUGUUUUUCUAUGCUGUUUCAGUAUUUGCUUUGGCAGCAAUCUUCAUUCAUCUCUGCUCUCAAACGGACGGAGCAGUCUCUGAAUUUGAAUAUUUUUUUUUUCCUUUAGUGUAUCCCGCGUAAACUAGUUUGGGUCAAAGCUUUUAUCUUUUGCAAAGAUGGUCAAGAGGGCUUCGAGAUGCCUGUCUCCUUUUUGCCUCUGUUGUAGAUAUAGGAGGACAGCAUGUUAAUGUAGUGCCAGCAGAGGAUCAGCACAUCUAUACACACACACUGCAGAUCACUGCUGGUUUUAUGGUAAGCUCACUAUAGGAGCUGUGAUGAAAUGCACCAAUAACUAUAUCACUAGCACAAGGGUGGCUUUGCUAGUUAGCCAUGUUUAAAAGCAAUGAGUGUUCCAUCACAAGCACAGUUCAACAGCAAUAUUGAAGCUAGAUACUGUCACUUUUGAGGACUUCAGCAGUAGCUACAGUAGAUGUAGCAGUCAGUGUUGCAGUAUGUCUUCUACUUGAUUUUGUGGUGCAUGUUCAUUCACUAUUACUGGGUAUUUGUCAAAAACACUGUUGUAUGCUAAGCAGUGACUCACUGGGUUUCAAAAAGUGUCGGUAUGGUGUUCGUUUCCAGUGUGUGUGUUUCAUUCAUGUGUGGUCAGGAGUAAAAGGAGUAAAAUCCAGCAUUUUUAAGCAUCAGUGCAUCUGUGUCAAGUUAACUGUGACACCUUGGUGUAAUCAGCGUAACAACAACAGACCGUGCUGAAGAGGACUGUCACAUUAGCUUCUGUCUUGUCAAAGAUUUAAUGACUCUCGCUUUGUUGUCAGGUCCAAAAAAACUUUAGAAACAUGUCUUUGGAACUUAAACCUGCAUUAAUCAAUAUUUGUGCCAAGAGUGAAUAAACUGUGUGUGUUGUUAAAAGGUCACUGUGCUAAAAACCACUGAAGACCUCUGUUCUUUUUAGCUUCUUUAGCUUGUGGCUUUAUUUUCAGAGCUGCUAACUGUCUGUGGUUCAGUUUCAGAAACAGAUUGCUGAUUUCAGUAAAAGGAAAAACAAAGUCAUGUAACCAGCUGUAUGCUACCUGGGCAGGAGCGUGCAAGACUUCUUUACUAAAAUAUCUCAAAGAAAAAAGAGCUGGUAAUUUUUGUGGACAAAAUUGGGCAAUUCAGAUUUCAUGCAAAGUCAACUUAGAGCAAUAUAAAGUAAAAAAAAAAAAAGGUGACAUUAUUACCUGUAGAGAUUCAGUUUUCCACCAGAGUUGGCCUUUUUUUUUCUUUCUUUAUAUAUUAUCAAUUUUUCUUUGUUUACACCACACUCAGGUCUGUCAGAAAUUUUUAUGUCAUUGUGUUUAAUUACUGAAUUACAGUAUGUUCUUCUUGUAUGACAACAUUUCGUGUGUGUGUGUGUGUGUGUGCGCGUGCGCGCGUGUGUGUGCAUUAUCUAUAUUAGAAUCUGCCACUUAACAGAUGGGUUGCAAGAGCAGCCUCGAUAACAAAAUCGAGUGGAUUAUAAUAAUCAUUUUAGUCUGAAGAUUUCACUUUUAAUUAAUAUCACUUCCACUGGGUCGAGGAUUUACAUACAAAGUUCACUGUGGCUUACAAUUCUAACGUGUUGGUUGGUUGACACAAUUUGACUCAAGUGGCGAUAUUAAGGCCGACUUUCAAACUUGCAUUUCGACAAAAAGAAAUCAGCCGAGAACCUCCACAGGUGAUCUUUUGGAGCAAGUUAAGUCACAACUUCUGUCACCAAUUUUGGGGCAAGUCAAACUUUAAAUAGCAAAACGGACCUUAUGAAGAUGCUGAAGUGAAAAAAACAAAACUACAACUACAAGAAAAAGAAGAACACAGGUUAAGGAGCGUGUGAUUUGUCAGCCUGAUAUUAUAAAAUCACUGCAAUGAAAAAACAAACAAAAAAACAAAAAACGAUUCUCCAGCGUUCAUUGGAUAGAGCCAAGAAACUGCCAGGAAUAAGUGAUGCAAGUGGUGACAUCCAGCAAUGAUACCAAAAUCAGUUUUAAUGAAAUAUAUGAUCAGAGGAGAUAAGGAAUACUGGAAUAUGUUUAAAUUAAAAGGCUAAAGCCUAAACCUUACCAUUUAGUAUUCUUUACAUGCAAUUUAAUUGCAUUUUGUAGUUUAGAGUGUUUUGGAAAACUAUAAAUUAUGACCAAAAGGCAGGUACAAAUGUUUCAUGCACUGAUUUGUGUGUUUGCACUGUUAAUAAAUGAUGGCCAAUGUUAAAAAUACUGAUGGGGUGGAUAUAAACGUUUUAGGCCCUGGGAAUGUGAUGAAAAAUAAUAACUAUCCUUUAUAACUCUGAUAUUUUGAAUUGUUAAAGUAAUGAUCCUGACUGACUGAAGACGGGGAAUUUCUUAUUUUUUAUUUUGGGGGGGAGGGGGGUUAACCUUAAAAAAUAAACAAACAAACAAACAAACAAACCCUUCAAAAACAGAACUGAGUUCCAAUAUAUUUCACUUCCACACUAUUAUCCCUCUUGGUUAGCACACUGGUUUCCUUUAAUAUGUGUCUGGGUAACUCAGUAGCCAAGCGGUUAGGAUGCAUCCCACAUGAGUGCAAAGACAGUCAGCUCUGACUACUGAGAGGAGUGAGAGGAGAACCAGAGAGCAGCGAUUUCAAACAUGUUCAUGUGUGCAACAGCGUUUCUAAAGAUGUUUGAUGGCUCACAUGUGAAUGACAAGAUGUUUGUGCAUCAGUAUCACAACUGCUCAGCUACUCGACUACCAUCUAUGGUUGUCAAAAAUCCCAACUUCGUGUUUUAAGUGUCAGCACUCAGCACCCAUAAGCAUUCUUUUAAUGUUUCCCUAAGCUGUGCCGCACCUGACACAUACACAAUGUUCAGCAGCAGUAGAUGCAGCAGAUGCAUAUAGUGACUUCACCUUGAAGAUCACACAGGCUAUAAAUCAAACAAACCUGCCUGUGUUACAUUUUGGUGCAAAGGAUUACAGACUGCACUGAAUGCUGAUGAGGGGAAGGGGAAGCAUUCUUAGAUGGGUUAAAUCUCCUAUUUCUCACCUCUUUACAGUGAAUUUCACAUUGCUGCAUCUGUUUGUUGUGUACUACUUGUAGAGGCAUGUCAAGAAUUGUUCAGCUGUUUGUUUGUGGUUUCAUGAGUACUACUGUACAAGUCAUAGAUGCACUGUGGUUCUAAAAAUGUGUGUAUUAAAGUAUAUACAUAUUUUUUGAAAAGCA
Messenger RNA from Archocentrus centrarchus (flier cichlid), 5178 nucleotides. It is a transcript of the gene valopa, whose product is annotated as vertebrate ancient long opsin a. Gene Ontology annotation, molecular function: G protein-coupled receptor activity. Gene Ontology annotation, biological process: visual perception; G protein-coupled receptor signaling pathway. Gene Ontology annotation, cellular component: membrane. The record is from RefSeq and is a predicted model, not a curated record. The transcript is spliced from 5 exons. Bases 332 to 1504 code for a protein of 390 amino acids. Lineage: Eukaryota; Metazoa; Chordata; Actinopteri; Cichliformes; Cichlidae.